AUUUGCAGCGAAAAUAGCCGUGCGUAAUCAAAUCACUGUAAUCCUAUCGUAAAGCCAAAUUUUAUAAACGUAACUUUUUCUGGUAAAGCCAGUGUAUCAAAAUUAUAAAAGUAUAAAACAAUCGCUAUAAUGGAAAUGAAACAAAUCAUACAAACCCAAGAGACCGACAACGGUCCAGUUCGUCUGCCAUUGGAUAACGAAAGCCACUGUUUCGAUGAUUGGACUAUUUCCUAUACCAAGUCACAUAUUCUCAAAAGUGUAUGCACCAACGAUAAUAAAUGCGUAUUUGGGGAACCAAAUUGCUGUGAGCUUUGUGUUUACAACUCGACACUAGAACUGCCUCAUUUGCCGGACAUGGUGUUCCACAAAAAUAUCCUUGUAAUAAGCCAUAAGUGUGGGGCACGCCUAGAGUUCAAUCCGGUGGAUGCACUAAAGUUGGUACGAAACGAGAAGUUAGACCUGAAAGUUGCAUGCUCGGAUGAGUGGAAGGGCAGCAGAGAGUCUGCCGACACACAGGAAAAAAUUAAGCCGUUCGAUUGGUCUUUCACUACGGAAUACACCGGAACGGUUAACGAUAAAUUUCGAGUGGAGAGAACUGACCAAAAAAUUGACAUGUUCAAACUGAUGAAAAGAGAACCGAUUCAUUUCUAUCACGAUUUAACAUUGUUUGAGGAUGAACUGCACGAUCAUGGGAUAUCGGUACUUUCAGUUAAAGUUCGAGUCAUGCCGUCCGGAUUUUAUAUUCUGCAACGAUUUUUCCUUCGUGUUGACCAUGUGCUUAUACGUAUCAACGACACCCGUUUCCAUUACGAAAAAAAUAACGACUUCAUUCUAAGAGAAUAUACUCACCGUGAAGCCAAAGUAGAACAGCUCAAACAUGUUCCACCAGCACUUUUCAUCAGUCCAAAUGAAAUUGCUGAACACUUACCCGUUAUCUCGAAGCGAACCGAAAAAUUAAUUAUCCUUGAAACAGGUUGUCACGCUGAAUAAAGAUCAACCGCAGCUGAUCCUACUAAAUAGUACAGUUUAAUAAACUAAAAAAUAUAA
Molecule: messenger RNA, 1047 nt
Organism: Sabethes cyaneus
Lineage: Eukaryota; Metazoa; Arthropoda; Insecta; Diptera; Culicidae
Product: TIP41-like protein
Exons: 4
Coding region: 130-990 (286 amino acids)
Biological process (GO): TOR signaling
Cellular component (GO): cytosol
Source: RefSeq, a predicted model, not a curated record